This is a messenger RNA of Parastagonospora nodorum SN15, 258 nucleotides long. RefSeq lists its product as hypothetical. The coding region runs from base 1 to 258 and encodes 85 amino acids. The transcript is spliced from 2 exons. The record is from RefSeq and is a predicted model, not a curated record. Lineage: Eukaryota; Fungi; Ascomycota; Dothideomycetes; Pleosporales; Phaeosphaeriaceae.
AUGUGGAAACAUCAUGAAGGAUUUCCGCCCAACACCCCAAGAAUUCUUCAAACCACAUCCGAAGAGCUUCUAGGCGUCUCUGUUGGUCCACUGCCGGUUGUGGAUGCAGCGCCGGCAGUUGGCUACAUUGCACACACCACAGCGCAUUACAAAAGGAAGGUAGUCAACACCACACUCCUCGCAUUCAACGCCAUUCACAGGUCGCCAAUCGUUUUCGUGAGCAGUAACAGGCGUGGCUGCGAUAACGAUGGGAGCUAG